UCAAUUUCCAUAGAAAGCCAUAAAUUUCUAUAUAUGUAAUCAUAAAUUUUUUUGCUAUUUUUUUUAAAUAUAUUUUUUCCUAAUAAAUUUCAAAAAUCUUCUGGAAUCCAAGAAUAAAAAGAAAAAAAACUUCGUCUACUUUCUCUCCAAGUCUUUAUGAAGAAAGCGUGCUCAUCACUGGCUUCUUCUGUUUCUUUUUUUAUCACCGAUUCGUCAACUCCUCAGAAGAAAAAUAAUAAUAACAUAAAAAAAUGAAAAAUCGUAAAACUGAAAGCGAAAAAACAAAGUUCCACAGCCACUUGUUUUUAAUUGUCCCAAGGAACAGAAAAACCCGCUAUCAAACCCAGCGACUCCAAAACCAGUAAAGCUAAUAUCUCUGUUUCUCUUUUCCUUUCAGCGUUUUUCAACUAUUUUUGCACUUUUAGUAUUCUGGUCGUUUUGGUCAGCUCCUUACGGGGUCCUCCAUAUAUAAAUAUGUUCAUCCUCUAACGCGUCGAGUAUGUCAAACUUGUAGUCGUUUUCGGGUCUGUGUUGUCGUUUUACGUUUUCUGCUCGAUUAUCUUCAAUCUCUUUUUCUCAAGCCUGGAUUCCAAAUCUCCUGCUUCUUCUUCUUCUUCUUCUUCUUCUAGAAGCUGCUCUGUGAGUUCGGAUUCGGGUUCGAAGUUAGGAUCUUGUACGGCCGUGAUGGGUUUGGGUGCCGGUGAUCAUCAGCCUAAAAUUUUGACCGGCGAAGCUGGUUAUGUGCUUGAAGAUGUUCCUCAUUUGUCUGAUUACAUUCCCGAUCUUCCUACAUAUACAAAUCCAUUGCAAGACAAUCCUGCUUACUCAGUCGUCAAGCAAUACUUUGUGCAUGUGGAUGACAGUGUUCCCCAGAAGAUUGUUGUUCACAAGAAUACUCCAAGGGGGGUACAUUUUCGGCGUGCUGGACCACGUCAGAGGAUAUAUUUUGAUUCAGAUGAAGUUCAUGCUUGUAUUGUGACAUGUGGAGGUCUGUGUCCGGGGCUCAACACAGUGAUUAGAGAAAUAGUAUGCGGCUUGUACCACAUGUAUGGUGUAAAGAAAGUUCUGGGAGUUGAUGGAGGAUACAAGGGUUUCUAUGCUCGAAAUACAAUUCCUUUAACUCCUAAGGUAGUUAAUGAUAUCCAUAAGCGUGGUGGAACUAUUCUUCAUACAUCACGAGGUGGCCAUGAUACCACAAAGAUAGUUGACAGCAUUCAGGAUCGAGGAAUCAAUCAGGUUUACAUAAUUGGAGGAGAUGGAACCCAGAGGGGUGCAUCUUUAAUAUUUGAGGAAGUUAGAAGGCGUGGUCUCAAAGUUGUAGUAGCUGGAAUCCCCAAAACCAUUGAUAAUGACAUUCCAGUUAUAGACAAAUCCUUCGGUUUUGAUACUGCUGUUGAGGAGGCGCAACGUGCAAUUAAUGCAGCUCAUGUUGAAGCUGAAAGUAUUGAGAAUGGUAUUGGUGUUGUCAAGCUGAUGGGUCGCUACAGUGGGUUUAUUGCCAUGUAUGCAACUCUUGCAAGCCGUGAUGUGGACUGUUGCUUAAUUCCCGAGUCACCCUUUUAUCUUGAAGGUGCUGGUGGACUUUUUGAAUACAUUGAGAAUCGGCUCAAGGAAAAUGGGCACAUGGUUAUUGUCGUAGCUGAAGGUGCUGGAGAGGCUGUUUUUGAUGGAAGUGUCAAUUCUGAGGCCAAACAGGAUGCUUCGGGAAACAAGCUUCUCCCAGAUGUUGGGAUGUGGCUUUCUGAGAAAAUCAAGGAACAUUUUUCACGUGAGCGUAAAAUGGUUAUAAACCUCAAAUAUAUAGAUCCUACAUAUAUGAUCCGGGCAAUUCCAAGCAAUGGAUCUGAUAAUGUGUACUGCACACUUCUUGCUCAAAGUGUUGUUCAUGGAGCAAUGGCAGGUUACACCGGCUUUACAAGUGGGCUUGUCAAUGGAAGACAAACAUACAUACCCUUCUAUCGAAUCACCGAGAGGCAAAACAAGGUUGUGAUAACUGACAGGAUGUGGGCUAGGCUUCUAUCUUCAACAAACCAGCCAAGCUUUCUGGGUGCCAAAGAUGCCGCUGUGGACAAGACGAAGGAAGAUUCCGUCCCAAAAACGGCGGAGGGAGAAAUUUGUUCGGACAACAAUUUGGUGAAAUAGAAGGAAGUUAUCAGUAUCAUAAUGCUUAGUAGCUUGUUAAUUGUUGUAAUUGGAUAAGCUUCCUACGGAGUAACAGUUCUUAUGGUAAAGUUUCUUUGAUUCUGUUGA
Molecule: messenger RNA, 2250 nt
Organism: Ziziphus jujuba (common jujube)
Lineage: Eukaryota; Viridiplantae; Streptophyta; Magnoliopsida; Rosales; Rhamnaceae
Product: ATP-dependent 6-phosphofructokinase 3
Exons: 13
Coding region: 685-2142 (485 amino acids)
Biological process (GO): fructose 6-phosphate metabolic process; glycolytic process
Cellular component (GO): cytoplasm
Molecular function (GO): 6-phosphofructokinase activity; ATP binding
Source: RefSeq, a predicted model, not a curated record